CUCAUGUGUAGUAUCUUAUCUUUUAAACUGAAACCAAGUUCGAUAUAUAUGUACUUCCUCCCUGGUUAUAUAAAAUAUUUAAUGUGGAUGUAACCUAACUUUUUUCAUGAUUGUUUAUUGUGGUGUUUAUCUGUGGUAAUAAGUGUAAUUAUAUUAAGAAACAACUGAUUUUGUGCAUAACAUAAAGACCGAAAAAAAUUGGAAGAAGUUAAGCAGCAAUAUUUUUUAAAAACAACAAAUUGGAUUAACUAUAUAAUCUAAAAUGUACAUUUAAUGUACAAUAUCUACCUUAACUUUGUUAAACGAGCUUUAAAUAAAUCUUCACACUAUUAAAAAUUUAUUAUUUUAAUAAUGAAUAUUAACUCAGAUAACAAUGAACCAGUAGAAAAAAGAACUAAAUCUAAUGAUAUAGAAAAUGAUUCAUUCAGUGUUUUAGAAGAUGAAAGUGACACAGAUAAACAUUCUGAAUGUCAAAAAAUGAUGGAUUUAAUAGAUAAUGAAGAUGAAAGUAUUUUGCUAUCAAAUAAAGAUGAUGAUGAUGAUGAUGAUAGUUUAUUUCCAUUUCCUCCUGACAAUGAUGUUACAGACAUGUUGGAAGGAGUAAAAUAUCAUGGAUCAUUUCCUACAAUUACAGAUCGAUAUUUUACUGCUUAUUAUAAAUUAGAUGUACAAAGUCCCGCAGAUGACAUUUGUAUUUUAAUGCAUAGUAACCGAAUUUGCAUGCUUACUCUUGCUCCGAGUCACGCAAUUCUUCAAGAUGAUAAACAUAUAAUAAAAGUAGACUUCAAAGUUAGCAAUAAAUUAGAUAGAGUUCAGAAUAAAGUUUCUGGUAAAAGUAAACAUGGUGCUCAACCUUUACAAAUGAAUUCUAAUAUUUGCAUAAUUACUUGUUCAAACGAAAAAACGUACGUUAUAAAAUGUUGUAUAAUUGGCAAAUUGGUAGAAGUAAAUGAAGCACUAAUACAAAAUCCUAAGCUCUUGUUGGAACCUCCACAUAGAGCAGGCUACUUAGCUAUAGUACUGCCAAAUAUAAAACUUUUAGACAAAAUGAAAAAAUCCUUAUUAACUCAAGAACAAUAUGACUUGAAGAUGCUAGAGCGACGAAGCACUACAAAUCACUUGGAAAUAUCAGAAAUAUGCACAUCAAAUACUUUAUUAAAAAAUGACCUAAAAAUAAUAAAUAAGGAAAUUUAAUUACUUACUAUAGUGAAAACCAAAUUACAUUAUGUAAUCCUAUUUCUAAUUGAUUUCAUUUGGCUAAAUAAUAUUAUACCAUUUCAUUUAAACCUUCAACAUGUAUAUAUAUAUAAAAGUAUUUACUUAUAUUUUUGUCUAUUAUAAUCAAUAUUUCAGAACAGUAGUUCCAGUAACUGUUUUCUAUCUACACUGCUGUAAUCUUUGGUGUACCUUCCAGUUCAUAAAUUUGGAAUAGUAUUAAAUAAAAAUUAUUUUUAUUUAAAUUA
Molecule: messenger RNA, 1463 nt
Organism: Bombus impatiens (common eastern bumble bee)
Lineage: Eukaryota; Metazoa; Arthropoda; Insecta; Hymenoptera; Apidae
Product: protein Abitram
Exons: 3
Coding region: 352-1194 (280 amino acids)
Biological process (GO): regulation of filopodium assembly; dendrite morphogenesis; regulation of actin filament polymerization
Cellular component (GO): filopodium tip; dendrite; nucleus
Molecular function (GO): actin monomer binding; actin filament binding
Source: RefSeq, a predicted model, not a curated record